Messenger RNA from Acanthopagrus latus (yellowfin seabream), 3294 nucleotides. RefSeq names its product reticulophagy regulator family member 3 (gene retreg3). Gene Ontology annotation, biological process: reticulophagy. The transcript is spliced from 9 exons. The coding region runs from base 1 to 1494 and encodes 497 amino acids. The record is from RefSeq and is a predicted model, not a curated record. Lineage: Eukaryota; Metazoa; Chordata; Actinopteri; Spariformes; Sparidae.
AUGGCGCACACUGGGGCAAUGGAAGACGCAUCCGCGGACGAUAGCUUAGCCAAGCAGGGGACUGGUGUCUGCUUGAGAAGUCGACCAUGCUCCAGCGAGAGAGACGGUCACGUACGGGCUGUCAAAGCUGCUCUUCAGUCCAGGUUGGGGCCCUACGAGCCCGUCCUGACCUACCUACAGUCCGUCCUAGUGUGGGAAAGACCCGUUCAGUGUGUGCUUCUCUACAUCGUGGUCAACAUCGUGUUUUGGUUCUUCGCCCUGACCUCACUGCGCCUCCUGUUCCUGUUGGCUUCUGGUCUGGCUUUGCUUGUCUGUGUUGAUACCUGGAGAAACAAGAUCUGGCCAGUGAUUAGAGUCAGGAAGCUGGACGAAUCAGAACAUGAGAGCUGGGGUCUGGUGCAGCCCGGCAUCAUCAGUGUGCCUGAACUCUGCCACCACAUGGCUGAAGCCUGGGUCAGUCUAUUGGUUCUCACAUCCAGUGUGCUGCAGUAUAAACAACACAACCCGGGCAAGUUUUGCUUCAUGACCUGUGGAGUGUUCUCCUGUUUGGCUGUGGUUGGACGCUACAUUCCUGGAUUGGUGCUAUCCUACUCGGCUGUGUUGGCCACUCUCCUGGCCCCUCUGGGAGCUUAUCACAGGGUGUUCCAGCAUGUGUGCGUGAAGCUGGAGCCGGCCCUGCAGUGGCUGGACUUCAGCGUUCGUGGAUACAUGAUGUCGAAGCCUAUAGAUAAUCAGUUCCUGCGGAGGCCCAUCCAUGGUGCCGCCUCGGGUGAAGGCAGCGACAGCGAGGAGGAGUUGGCUGCUUUCUGUCCAACAUUCGAUGAUGCUGUUGUUGCCAAGGAGCUUGCCCUGACUGACUCUGAGCACUCUGACGCUGAAGUGUCUUACACUGAUAAUGGAACUUUUAACCUAUCCCGGGGUCAGACGCCGCUCACAGAGGGCUCUGAGGAUUUUGACAGGCACAGUGAUGCUGAGGAAUCUUUCGCUCAGGACCUCCCAGACUUCCCCUCCAUCAACCCUGACGCCACACUGAUGGAUGAUGAUGAUGACACGAGCAUAGGUCUGCCUAGUCUGGGUCCGUCCGGGCUGGCUAGUCACCGGGCCUCAGUGCUGGAUGUAGAUUCCCAUCUGGACUCAGACCAGGAGGAUCUUGAUGCAGAACUUUCUCUCGGCGGCCUUCCUACUUCUAAUUUAACAGGAGACUUGGCCGGAGUCAUCGCCAGCAACAUGAUCCAGGCGGCGCUGAUCGGGGCGAUGCAGCCUCGGCCUCCUGCCUCCCACCGCAGCGAAGGCCCUCCGAGGGCUGGAGCCCACCGAAGCUACCGCAAGCAGUCCAGUUCUGAGCUGGACACAGACUUGGACGCAGAGGACUUUGAAAUGCUGGAUCAGUCUGAAUUGAACCAGAUGGAUCCCCUCGGAGGAGGAGGGGGGAGCAGACGGGGAGAGAGCCAGGGGUCUACCUUCUUGUCUAGCCUGCUGGGUAAACCACAGUAAGAUUCAAGCGUGUGGGAGCAUGUGUGUCUGUACACCUGACUUCAUGUGGAGUGUACAUGAUGAGUGUGUGUGAGAGUGUGUGUUUGGUGUGUGAGAGAUGAUUUUAGGUUCCAGCAGCCCCGCUUCUGAUCAGCAUCAGUUUAUCACUGUGAAGUCUUUUAUUUUUUCUAUCUUUUCAAACUCUUUUCUCCCGUACUUUCAAACCCUUUUCAUCCAGAAAACUUUUACUUUGUAGGCUGAGCAAUAGGAAGUGCGACAAAAAAAAAUAAAACACAUAGAGACAUUAAAAGAACCAGCAUUAUCAAGCCUUGUAAUAUUACGCACUCAUAAAUUACAAGGGUACUUUGUUAGUGUCCAUAUAUAAACAAACAGCAGUGCCCAUAGAACAUUUUCUACCUGGAGGUCUCCACACACAGGGCUAUUUAACAUGGGACCAAAUAUGACAUUCCUGUUGGCUGAGCUGAGCCAUGUUGCAUUAAGGAACAACAUCACAUGUUUGAGUUCCUGUAGUUAAUGGAAUAAUCUUUUUUUCCUCACGUUUUGUGAAAGAAGCAGCAGUUCAUGUCGCUGUUGUUAUUACUGCUCUGCUGUCCUGUAAACUAGCAUGUGGAUAUGAUCUGUUAGACUUAUUUAAAUGUUAGAGAUUAAUAAAUACUUUCCAGCAGUUAUAGAUUGGGACAGCGAUCCUUUUCUAGAUACAAAAAUAUUCAGAUAAAAGCUUCCCUUGUUUCUCUGUAGGGUUUUCUUCACUCUUUUCCUCUCCCGCUAUCAUAUUAAGACAUUUUCAUGCAUUUUCUUGGAGCUAGUUUUGUUUUAUUUUAUUUUAAUUUUUUAAAGAAAGUCACGUUUCAGUCUUAAUCUGAUAUUUGACCCGGAGGAGCAUAUGACGUUAUGCUUGUUGUUCGUUGUAUUUAUGAACCCAGGUUUGCUGUGAGUACGGUCAGAAUAUUUUAAAUUUCCCUGCCCUUUUAAUACAGCUCAGUUCCAUAAUGUGUCCAUGUUUAAUACCUUGAAUGAGCCCUCUGCUUUGUGUGUUUUUUCUUUUCUUUUUUCAAAACAUUUGAACACCUUUUCUUUGUUUCUUUUACCAUCUUUGUAUUUCAUGUAGUUGACAGUCAUGCUGAACUUUUUAAGAAACAAAUCAAAAUAUAUUCUUCAUUUCAUGGAUCUUUUACUAUUUCAAUGGGGAAACAUGUUUACAUGAAGAUUGGUAUAGAAGUUCUCCUUAUAUCCUUUAAAAAAAAAUAGUGUUAGUACGCAAAGGUUUAAGGUGGCUUUUGUGUGCUGGUCAGCCUGAUUUCCUUUUGAUGGAUGAACUAUGUCCAUAUGUCAAAACUUAGAAGUAGAAUUGGCACUUAAACUUAAUGAGCCACAGCUGAGAUUUAUUAAAAUUAUAUAUCAAAAAAGUAAAAAAACAAAAAAAACAAACAUGCUGGGUUGUUAAUAGAAGACAACACACUGCUCUCUAUAAUUGUUAUUUUGAGAGGAAAAUCCUAGCUGCAAAAGAUUUAGCACAAAAAAACAAAUUGCUGGAUCCACGCUCAUGAAGAUGAAGUUGAGUAACUGCACUGACAGGAAGUUUGGCGGAUUUUGAGGCUAUAAAAAAAGAGAUGAAUCUCUGCUGUUUGACCAUCAGUUUACCAGAAUGUUGCUCAUUGCUGUUCCAUGAAGUUCCUCAGUAUGACUGAUCUGUAGUCAGUUUGAUAAUGUAAUGUGCAUAUUAGUGUAUUUUCUUCUCUGUAACUGGUUUUUGAUAUGUUUUGAUGUGUAAAUCAUAUUGAAUAAAAUGUUUGCAAUUAA